UGUGGGAGAUGCGGUAGAAGGGACGGUCAUUAUAUUAAGACUUGUCCUGAACCCGAAGGCUACGUGCCGCCAGCUAGAGAAUCUUCGUCUGAUGAAGAGGAUGACGACGAUGAUAUGGAUUUUGCGGACAAUGAUGGAGGUGAUGAGGGAGGUGAUGAUGGAGAUGAUGACGAUGACCAAAGUGGUCGGCCCCAAAAGAAUGAACGAACGAGCAACCACGAUGCUGAUGUAGAG
Linum tenue is the source of this 234-nucleotide messenger RNA. The record is from the annotation of a GenBank genome assembly. NCBI's taxonomy places the organism in Eukaryota, Viridiplantae, Streptophyta, Magnoliopsida, Malpighiales, Linaceae.